Messenger RNA from Ruditapes philippinarum (Manila clam), 583 nucleotides. Its product is annotated as kielin/chordin-like protein. Lineage: Eukaryota; Metazoa; Mollusca; Bivalvia; Venerida; Veneridae. The transcript is spliced from 4 exons. The coding region runs from base 187 to 498 and encodes 103 amino acids. The record is from RefSeq and is a predicted model, not a curated record. Gene Ontology annotation, molecular function: peptidase inhibitor activity.
UCGUCAUCCCUCCCUAUCAAACAUUAUAGAUAUAAAUUGUCAUUUAACGUGAACUUUCUACAUUGUAAGACGGACUUAUUUUGGAAAUUGAAAGAUAAAAAAAAUCAUAGGUUGGUUGAGUGUUAGAUCAAGAUACAUAUUCGGAAAAUAUAGAGAAAAUUGUAUUUAGACAAGUGCAGAAAAGACAUGGAUUCGGUCAAAAUUAUGCUUGCAUUUGUUCUACUUUCUUAUACAAUGAUUGUCAAUGGGACCCCAGUGGGGGAUUGUGCAUUUAUUUUAUGCUUUUAUCCAAUCGAUUGUGACAAAUCACCACCAGCGAACGGACUAUGUUGUCAAAAAUGCAAAGAAAGCAAAGGUAACUCUUGUACCUAUGAAGAUGGUGAAGGUAGUGAAAAAAUAAAAGUAAACAUUCCGGACGGGAAGAGCAAAAUGAUAGACUGUAAUACGUGUACCUGCAGUGACGGCGUGCUUGCAUGUACCGAGAUUGCUUGUGUGUAAACCUGAGAAAAAAAAGUUGCCAUUGAUGUUGACCUGAAACGAAAGAAAAAAUAUAAACCUUUAUUUCUAAUACUUCUUGAAUCGA